AAAGGAAAAUGUCAUUACAGUCAAAUUAAUAAUCAUGAACCUCAGUACAAUACAAAAAUGAAGAUAACUAAAUUUUUAUAAUGAUGUAGAGCCAAUGUAAAAAAAAAUAUGGCAAAACGGCACGUAUACAAAGGCUCCUACACUAAACGUUAUCCCGCGUCACUUAAUAUCAGUCUACGUCGUACCAAUAUGAUAAAAUAUAUUGAAGCGAUCUUUAAAUAUCUCUGCGCGGCUUAUCGUACAGCUGUAUCCAAUUACUUACCGAUCGUGACAGUUGUCAUCGUUAUUACACUAAGCCUAUUACUUCCCAACAAAGUCAAUAAGAACAAUGAGUUGAAAGAAAUAAACCAAGUUUUGGGCCACAUGACGGACGAAGUAAACCGUGCCGAGGUGGCUUGUCUGACUGCGUCUGACGAGGUUCAGUGCCUACGUCAUUCUAUAUGUAACCAAGAAACAGAGACAUCAUCUAUCAGACGCAGGAACAACGAGAUCUAUCAGUGUGCACAAGCCGAGACUUUCUCACCACACAAUCAGCGCCCAUUCAAAUCAACAAGAAAAUUGGUUUCUUUCGUAGAUUCUUCCCUCAGCGAAACGUAUCGAGAAAGGAAAUAGCCAUCAUGUCGAUCGUGUAUACCGAAUCUAUGGAUGCUAAAAAUAAACUGAACACAGUUAAAACUAUAUGAAAAAGUUUAUAUUUAUAUAUAGCGAAUUUUAUAAAAGAAAGUCAAUAAAAAUAGUUUCAAUGCAA
This is a messenger RNA of Danaus plexippus (monarch butterfly), 748 nucleotides long. RefSeq lists its product as uncharacterized. The coding region runs from base 109 to 612 and encodes 167 amino acids. The record is from RefSeq and is a predicted model, not a curated record. The transcript has 5 exons. NCBI's taxonomy places the organism in Eukaryota, Metazoa, Arthropoda, Insecta, Lepidoptera, Nymphalidae.